This is a messenger RNA of Pungitius pungitius (ninespine stickleback), 1438 nucleotides long. Its product is annotated as C-C motif chemokine 13-like. Bases 107 to 472 code for a protein of 121 amino acids. Lineage: Eukaryota; Metazoa; Chordata; Actinopteri; Perciformes; Gasterosteidae. The record is from RefSeq and is a predicted model, not a curated record. Gene Ontology annotation, cellular component: extracellular region. The transcript has 3 exons. Gene Ontology annotation, biological process: immune response. Gene Ontology annotation, molecular function: chemokine activity.
UCUGAGAAAGCAUCAUGGGAUGAAUGGAGGUCUGUGAGACAUUGGCUGCAUAAAGAGGAGCCUCCACAGAGCAGCUCUCCACCACAGAAGAUCCAAGGCUGUGAACAUGAAGACUCUGGUGCCUCUCUGCCUCCUCCUCUGCGUCCUAGAAUCCCUCUCAGCCGCACCGGCCGCCCUGUCGAUGAUGGAGGUUGAAUGCUGUCUGCAACACAAUAAGAUCCACGUGCCCAAAAACAAGGUGAUCCACAUCAAGAUGACCUCAGGGGACUGCCCACUCAAGGCCAUCAUAAUCACAACUGAAAAGAGGAAGUUUUGCAUCGAUCCUGAAUUGAUUUCUGCAAAGAGACAGUUGGCGGCAUUUCAGAAGCGACUUGGUACUACUACUGCUGGUACUUCACGUCCCAGAAAUGUAAUGACGUCCAGCUCCUUUGUGCGUCGUGAUGCCACGCAGAGCACAACCAUUCACCGAUGAUCACACAGAAAACCAACCAAACGUUUAUGUGCUAUUGAAAUGUAUUUUUAUAUGUCAAACAGGACAUGACUCAAUAUUCAUCACUCUGCAAAUGGCUCCUGUGUUUUAAUGUAUUACUUUCAGAUGACAAGAUGUAUAAAUGCUACAAGCUGUACAAGCCCUUUCAAAAUAAAAGCUUUAUUUUUUGCAUUAAAUGUUCAGCUCUCCUUAUUUUGGAGGAACAAAGACGAAGGCAGAGCAAAACGAUGUCAUUUAAAAAAGGGAAAUGUCCACUUCGACAGGUUGAAGAUACUCGUGUACAAUAAUGGAGUACUUUCCUUCAGUAUUUCCAUUCUUUGCUUCUUUAGACUCAGAAAAGAGGAGGCGUAGGAUAACAGGUGCCUGUCGGUGAAUUCAUAAUGUCUCCAUUGUUUGUGGUCUGAGGGGAAGUGAUGGUGCCAGCAGGGAAAAAGGCUCUUUAAGAACUCUCCAUCUGUCAGCAUCACGGGACCAACCGGCCACUCAGCCUUCAUUUAAAUAAUAAUUCUGUCUGAUGGAAAAAGGCCGGCUGCCUUUAAUGUGAAGUGUCAGAAUGAUGGUGGUAAUAUUGAUGAAUCGAGAGGCGCAGAAGUUAUUAUAAGUUAUAAGUAAGUACAUCAGUACUUUAGUGUUUAGCUCUAGUACUUCAAGGCACUACCUCUAUUUUAGAUGCGUUAUACUUCUACCUCAGAGGUAAGUAGUGUCACUCCACUACAUCUCGGAGGUAGAUCUACACCAGGUUUCUUUUUAAAUGAACCUGGUUCACACAGAACAGAAUGUAAAGAUCAUUUCCGUUAGUUUGCAUUGACUUACAUUCAUCUCCUUCACAAAAGAAGGGUGCAGUUUAACACCAAAGCGGGUCUGACUGUGAGGCCCUGCUGUGGAAUGACACGUCUCCUAAAGGGACACUACCACGCUGCUUGUUGCAUGUUUUAGUUGAACUCGAGC